AUGGAAGAGCUGGCCCGAAGAAGAAGGGCGGGCGUGGCAGAUGAGCAGGAGGAAGGAAGUGUACCGCAAGAUUACAACUAUGAAGCAGCCUUGAGCCAGGGACUCGCUAGUGCGGCUAAUCCUGGAGGAGCUACGUGGUCAGGUGAUGCAUCACCUGGUAUGUUAGAAUCGGGAGAAGCUGCCGAAUGCUUAGAGAGCACACGUCUCCCGAUAGCAAGCCCUUUUCAUAGCCAAAAUGUCAAGGCGGAAGUUGCCUUGAAGAGAACAAGGCCGAACACUCUGGAUGAUGCCAGCCGGCUUUGUCCUGAGGUCAACGAGGCGGCCUUGGGGGAUACGUACCGAGACGCGAGCUUGGAACCGAACUACGCGACAUCACUUGGACCUCUGAGGAGUGCAGGGAUGGCUCCACGCGUGGCCAGAGUUGAGACGUCCGGCAGCGUGACUUCUCCUGGAAGGAAUGGGAAAGCUGUUGGGCUGGAUUUGGCAGGCGCGGACGGAUCUGGCUCUGGGGUGAAAGAUUGUGACGCUCAGGUUCAGGACAGUUUGGGAGCUGAGCAGCGUGUUCAUCAAAGUGCCAGAGGAAGACCAGAGGGUGACGAUCAACGAGAGCUGAUCCCAGUCAUUGCACCGGGAGUUAGGAUCGAGUACUUGCUGGAACAGGUGAUUGAAGAGAACCGUGCGCUGAAACGAAGGCUUGAGCAAGUCGAGUCACAGUCUUCAUGGCACAGUGCAGGAACUCCACAGGAACUUGCGCCAUGGAUGUCGCCAGCUUCGUUUGCAGUAGGACGUGGAUCUUCUGAAUUCAUGAUGGCCCCAGAUCACCGUGGCGUCGAUGUGCAGUGUGCAACUGUUAGUGCGAUGGAUUUCCCAGGUCAGGAGGGAUUAAUUCCGGUAGAGGUUUCGAUCAUGAAGGAUAUCCUGUGUCUCCUGGGGGCACGGUUAUUCGGCCUCCGCCUGGACCACCGCCGCUUUCGCCGCGACAGCCUAAUGUUCCCAUCGGGAUGGGUGGGGGGCUCGGGAUGCAGCGGUUGGAAGAUCGCCCUGUCGGUGAGGGGAGUCUGGGUGGAAGAUUGGGGCUUGGUAUCGGUGAUGUUGGGGCUCCAGCGUUCGGGAAUAGGCCACAGGAACCCGCCAAGUACAUCCAGGAGCUACCUAAGUUGGUGUCUGCAGAUCUAA
Symbiodinium natans is the source of this 1176-nucleotide messenger RNA. Lineage: Eukaryota; Dinophyceae; Suessiales; Symbiodiniaceae. The record is from the annotation of a GenBank genome assembly.